Achroia grisella is the source of this 1655-nucleotide messenger RNA. RefSeq names its product probable cytochrome P450 6a13. Lineage: Eukaryota; Metazoa; Arthropoda; Insecta; Lepidoptera; Pyralidae. The transcript is spliced from 2 exons. The record is from RefSeq and is a predicted model, not a curated record. Gene Ontology annotation, molecular function: monooxygenase activity; oxidoreductase activity, acting on paired donors, with incorporation or reduction of molecular oxygen; heme binding. The coding region runs from base 20 to 1558 and encodes 512 amino acids.
GUCAGCCGCGCACGCCACAAUGAUUGUCCUAGCCAUCUUGUUAGUCAUUCUCGCGCUGUUUUACUAUUACAACAAAAACUCUUACAAAUAUUGGGAAAGCAAAGGCAUAAAACAUGACAAACCCGUACCGAUAUUCGGGAACAACUUCAGAAAUUUCGCGUCGAAGAAAAGCGUAACUGAAUUAGCCGCUGAAACGUAUUGGAAAUAUCCGAAUGAGAAAGCAGCUGGUUUCUACAGAGCUGGACGGCCGGAGUUAGUGGUCAGAGAUCCUGAAAUUAUCAAGCGUAUUCUUACAACUGAUUUCCUCAAUUAUUACCCGCGUGGACUGAAUAUUCAUAAGGAUAAUAUUGAGCCUAUUAUGCGGAACUUGUUCUUUGCGGAUGGAGAUCUAUGGAGGCUUUUGAGGCAGCGGAUGACGCCGGCGUUUACUAGUGGCAAACUAAAAGCCAUGUUCCCGCUGAUUGUGGAAAGAGCUGAGAAGCUGCAGGCCUGUGCUCUGUCUGCUGCUGCAGCGGGAAAUACGAUUGACGCUCGUGAGCUGAUGGCUCGAUACACCACUGACUUCAUCGGAGCUUGUGGCUUCGGACUCGACGCUGACUCUCUUAACCAGGACGAUUCUGAAUUUAGGAAACUUGGUGCUAAAAUAUUCAAACCCACUAUCAGAGACAUCUUAGUUGCAAUAUUAAACUUAGUCGUGCCCAGUGUUGGCAAACAUUUCAAAAUAUUUCAGCGUAUUGAAUCCGACAUACUCACGUUGACUAAAGAGAUUUUACAUCAGAGAAACUACGAACCUGCGGGCAGGAACGAUUUUGUUGAUUUAUUGCUUGAAUGUAAAAAAAAGGGUUUGAUUGUUGGUGAAUCUAUAGAACGCAAGAAACCAGACGGUAGUCCUGAAACAGCGACUUUAGAGUUAGACGAUGCACUUAUGGCCGCUCAGAUUUUCGUAUUUUUUGCUGCUGGAUUUGAAACAUCAUCGUCUGCGACCAGUUUCACACUGCACAUGCUGGCCUACAAUCCUGAAGUGCAGAAGAAAGUUCAAGAAGACAUUGAUAGAGUACUAAGUAAAUAUGAUAACAAACUCAGCUACGACGCUGUUAAAGAAAUGACGUAUUUGGAUUGGACAUUUAAAGAAGGGAUGAGAAUAUUCCCGUCACUUGGAUUUUUAAUGAGAGAAUGUGUUCGAACGACCCCAAUUCCGGAAUUAAAUAUAUCAGUGGAUGCUGGUGUCAGAGUGUUUAUCCCAAUUCAAGCUUUGCAAAAUGAUCCCCAGUACUUCGAGGAACCUGAGAAGUUUCGACCGGAAAGAUUCAGUCCAGAGGAAUUGAAUGAUGCUAAUAAAUAUAUUUAUUUGCCAUUUGGUAUAGGACCACGAGCGUGCAUAGGUGAGCGGCUUGGUCUAAUGCAGUCUUUGGCCGGAUUAGCAGCCAUUUUGUCCCGUUUUACUGUGGAACCGGCACCAGAAACAAAACGGUACCCUGCUGUCAAUCCCAGAUCCGGCAUCGUGCAGAGCGUGAAAGACGGUCUGCCGCUACAUUUCAAGGAGAGGAAAGGGAUAUGAUAAACAUUUUACUCUUAAACAGUACAAUUGUUAUUGGUUGUCUUUUUCUAUCGAAUUAUUAUGAGCUACCGAUAUUUCGAUACUGUUAUAAGUAUUC